Amoebophrya sp. A25 is the source of this 974-nucleotide messenger RNA. The record is from the annotation of a GenBank genome assembly. Lineage: Eukaryota; Dinophyceae; Syndiniales; Amoebophryaceae.
CAAGAAAAACCUGUGGCCACAACUCCUCGCCGACCGCCGGGGAUUUUCUUCAGUUCAUCUGAAUAUACCCAUGCAUCUUCAAGUGCAGCAGCCACGUACGCAUGCGCUGGUGGGAUUUUUGCGCCGCCAAAGCCAAUUCCCAGCGCACCAGGCGAUGAGGAGCAGCAGUUCAACUAACGCAGGAGCAUCCAUCGUCUGGUAACCUACGAGCAGUAACCAGGUAGAUGAACUGCUGCUCCUCCUGAGUGCCUCAUCAAAACGCAGGAGGAGCAACAGAUCAUCUACCUCUACAGCCCCCCCUGCCUCGUAGUGUCGCCGAUGUCAAAAUUCCGAGGGCCGCGAACAUGAUCAACCCAGAACAAUUUCAAUUUGUUCCUUGUGAAGAGUGUCCUCCGCAGGUUGCCGGUGCAGAACCCACGGCGGUUGGAGGAGGCUUGGCAGUGCCACCUGGUACUGCAGAGACCUUCGACAACGCCGCUUUGGUGAGGUUUAUUGAUGAGGAGAGGGAUAUGAAAUUCAAGCUCGCCAGCGACCUUGUUGAGCAGGAGGUACUACGCUGGGCCGCUGUCACGACAGGCAGCAAUUAUUCUACUUUAAGUUUAUACGAUCAAGGAGGGCUUUUUCCUACUUCUGGUGGUGGGAUCUUCUGGACUCUGAGCGAAAGUUUAGAAAAAAAAAGAACACAAUAAGAAAAAACCCAAAAAAUGACAGCUUGCAAUCCACCUUCGCUUGACGCUAUCGCUACUGUCUUCUUUACUAACUACAACAUGGAUGAUUACAGCAGCAGCAACAUCCUUUCUGAAUGUCUACUUCCUCCCUAAAGUAAGUACAGCACCAACAACAACAUGCUAUUCUCUCCACGCGUCGGAUAGAACAAGUGUUCGGAUCUUCUGGACAACAUACAAGGCCAAAGCGGAGGGCCUGCAGCUAUAUUUACGAUUCGAAUUUGAACCGAGAUCAAGCCACAAUGGCAU